AUGGUCGCCCAAUUUCACGCCGCCUGCUUCGGUGCGGAGGUGUCACGGGGGUGUUGUGGUACUGUGCUUCUUUGUUGUUCCGGUGCAGCGGUACAGAGUUGGUGCGGCUCAAUUUAUGUGGCCCUACGAUGCUCGGUCUUGGCUCUUCAAUCGCUGACCACCGUGGAGUUGCGACUGGUUUUGGUCGAGACGAACAAGAAAGCAGUGGCUUUUCUUGGUUUGGAGAAGAUGAAGUCAGAUACCCCACUGGAUUACGCUGUAUUUCAGCUCUCACCGAAGCACUCACGAUGCGAAUUGUUUGUUUCCAGUGAUGGGAACACAGAGAAAAUAGCUUCAGGAUUGCUUAAACCAUUCGUUUCGCAUUUACAGAUUGCCGAGGAACAGCUGUCCUCUGCUUCACAGUCAGUUAAGCUUGAAGCUGGGCGACGGAAAAAUGCUGAGGCGUGGUUCACCAAGGGAACACUUGAGAGGUUUGUACGUUUUGUAAGCACUCCUGAGGUUUUAGAGCUGGUCAAUACCUUUGAUGCCGAGAUGUCACAGUUGGAAGCUGCUCGGAGGAUAUACUCGCAGGUACUUACUUCAGUAAUGGUUCAAGUGGUAGUUCUGAAGGAGCUCCUGAGGGCUAUUGAUGUAAGGCUUCUUGCAGUGCAGCAGGAUCUAUCUACUGCUUGUUCUCGUGCUGCUGCAGCCGGCUUCAAUGUCGACUCUGUUUCGGAACUUCAAAUGUUUGCAGAUCGGUUUGGGGCUCAUCGACUAAAUGAAUCAUGUAGCAAAUACAUAUCGCUAAGCGAGAGGCGGCCCGAAGUCAUCCAACCAUGGAAACCCGGACCAGAUGAUCGGGCCCUCCGCUCCUCAUAUGGGUCAGACAUGUCCAUCGAUGAUGACCCAACUUCUCCACCACCCUGUCAAGAACACGCCAUGUCUCAGCAGCCCAAUCCCCGAGCUGUUAUUCAUCCCUUAAGUCGUACAAUCAGCAGAGAAUCCAGUGUUGAUAGGGAAGAGUGCAAAAAGCCAAAUGACAUUGUGCUAGAAAAAGGUAAGAAAGAUGAAAGCUCGACUCCAGAUCAGUCCGUGUCGAUUCAGGCAAGUCAGCCUGCGAGGCGACUCAGUGUUCAGGACAGGAUAAACAUGUUUGAGAACAAACAGAAAGAGAAUUCUGGGGGGAAGCUUGCUGUUGUAGUGAAGCCUGUUGAGUUGCGUAGGCUGUCAUCUGACCUUUCGGCAUCCGGUGGACUCCCUGAGAAGGCAGUUUUUAGAAGGUGGAGUGGAGCUAGCGAUAUGAGCAUUGACUUGAGUGCUGACAAGAAAGAUACUGAAAGCCCCUCCACAGUAGUUUCUCAGGACAAAAAGGUUCUGGGUUCAAAUGAUGGUACUGCAGAGGUUUCGUCUGUUCCUGAGCCAGAUACUAAGGUUAAUCCAAGUCUAGGUCAGGUUAGUGAUAGCAGUGGACCUAAAGGGGCCUCGUUACAUAACCUUGAGCUACUUUCUGAGUCCAAUAAGUCCAAUUAUAAUUUGGGUUCUGGUGAAAGUGGUUCGAAACAUCAAGUGCUUGGGAAGACCCAGUUGAGGUCUUUCACUUGUAGGACUGAGGAUCAAAACUGUUCAGAAGACAGUUGUAAAACUUCAACGGGUGCUAUAAACGAGGACGUUGUCGGGUUUCGGAAUCUAGGGAAAGCAAAGGUUUCUCCUAGCAGUGAGGAGUCUAGUGGGUCCCACGUACAGAUCAUCGACAUAAAUGAUCAGGUUUCUUCUGUAACCUAUACCAGGCCUUCCAUAAGCAAAGGAGGAGAGCAGUUCAAAACGUUUUCAAAAAGGGAAGAUUUUGAAUCAAGGAAUGAUUCUAGCAAGCAAAUUCAAAAGGCUAAUCAAAAAACUGCUGUAGAGUCCAGGGUACUUGAAAGUGAAGCUGGUUCUAAAAUAAAAAGGGCAUUUGCUUCUCGUUAUAAAAGUAAUGAAGGUGUGGAUUCCACUUCUUCUCAAAAAGAGGUAAAAUUUGUUGGGGAGAUUGAAGUUGCUGAAGAAAAAGUCUCACACAUCUCUGCAAAAGUAUCCACAACUCCUAUUUCAAGCAUUGAAGAUUCUGGGCCUCAGACACUGAAGUUGAACAGAAAAGGUUUGACAUCUGAACUAAACAAGAAGGCACGUGUUCAACGAGACGAGAACAAUUCUACUGGUAACAGUAAGACUCGAUAUUCCGGUAAACUCGUGACACAGGCUCAGGAAGGCUUUGAUUCCUUUUUUACUCCACCUCCAGAUCAAGUUCAAAUGACAAGGCAGUUGAAGGGAAAUCAGGAGCAUAACAACGAGCUGAAAAUGAAAGCAAGUGAGCUCGAAAGAUUAUUCGCCGAGCACAAACUGCGAGUCCCCGCUGAUCAAUCUGACUCCGCACGUAAAGGAAGGCCAGGAGAAAGAGAAACACAAGUUGAACAGUCAAGUACUUUACACUACACAAAACCACUAGCAGAUGUUGCUCCUGAAUCGUCUGACGUUCACCAGUCAAAUGAACUCACUAGGUUUUCAAAAAAGUCGACCAAGAUCGAGGUUGCAUCCCCCGUGAAAACAAUCGAUGCUAUAAAUAAGAAUUUUUCAGAGCUCAGUAUAGAAGAAGGCUCUCGAGGGAAAUUCUAUGACAAGUAUAUGCAGAAAAGGGAUGCAAAGCUGAGAGCAGAUUGGAGUUCCAACAGAGCAGAGAAAGAAGCCCGGUUGAAGUCUAUGCAAGAUAGCCUUGAGAGGAAUAAAUCAGAGAUGAAAGCCAAAAUAUCAGGAUCUGCAGACAGACAAGAUUCGGUAUCAAAUGCUGAUAGACGUGCUGAGAGACUCAAAUCGUAUAAGAAUAGCAAGUCAAUUAUAAAAAGGGAGCAGCAAGGCUUAGAGUCUGGGGACAGUGAAGAAGAUGAAGAAGCAUUGGGUUUUACUGAGCAGAAUCACCUCCUUGAGAAUAGGGCUUUAGAUAACAACACAUUGCUAAGGGAUGGUGUUUCCAGUAAGGGUGUACAGGGGAAGAAGCAUUUACUCACCAGCAGAAGCUCAUCAUCUACUACCCCUCGCACCUCGGCAGCUCCCAUCCCAAAAUCUUCCUUCAAAACUUCUGCAAAUUCUGGGAAAAGAAGAAUGCAAAUGGAGAAUAAUCCACUUGCACAAUCCGUCCCGAAUUUCUUGGACUUAAGAAAAGAAAAUGCCAAGCCUUCUUCUGGAGCCAGUAAAACGACCCGUUCGCAGGUAAGAAGCUAUGCCCGCAGUAAAAGCAUUAGCGAAGAAGCUGUUGUUGCCAGGGAGGAUAAAUCCCGCCGAUCGCAAUCAUUGAGGAAAAGCUCUGCCAAUCCAAGUGAAUUUUCCGAAAUUUUGCACCCGGACUCUAAUGGUGUUAAUGUAACGCCAAUAAAAUUUGAUUUCGAGGUUAUGAAAAGUGUCGGGACCAAGCCUUUUCUCAAAAAGGGUAGCCGCGCUAGUUUUGUUUCUCAAGCUAGUAUUGCUAGAGAAAAGGCCUCCCUGGUGUCUGAGUUUGUUAAAAACGAUGAAGAAAAUGAUGAUGGGGAUUCUGAAGAUGAUGAGUUUAUGAGUGUGGGUAAGAAUGAUGUAGAUGAAGAAUUUGAGGCUUUCAACACUGAAGAUCAGAAGAUUUUUAGCAAUGGAGAACCAAAACAGGACCUGGAAUCUGAGAAGCUCGUAAAAUCUGGAUCAGAAAAUGGUGAUGCAACUACAUUUUCUCAUACUAACCAGGCUUUGGAAUCUCAAGUGCCCACCAGUGAAUCUUUGCAAGAUUGGCCUGAGGAAAGUCCCGUUUCAUGGAACUAUUCACACAGGCAAAAUCCUUUUACUUAUCCUCACGAGACCUCUGAUGUUGAUGCCUUCAUGGAUUCCCCUAGCGGAAGUCCCGCUUCAUGGAAUUCAAACUCUUUUAAUCAAAUAGACACUGAUUCGUCCCGAAUGAGGAAAAAAUGGGGAACAGCACAAAAACCCAUUCUGGUGACUCAUUCAUCAAAUAGUAAUUUAGCCCGCAAGGAUAUGAAGAGUGGGUUCAAACGAUUACUGAAGUUUGGAAGGAAAAGCCGUGGCUCGGAUGUGCUGGUUGACUGGAUAUCUGCUACCACAUCCGAAGGAGAUGAUGAUACUGAAGAUGGCAGGGAUUCUGCCAAUCGGUCAUCCGAAGACCUGAGGAAGUCGAGAAUGGGAUUCGCUCACGUUCAAACUUAUGAUGACAGCUUUAAUGAAGGCGAGUUUUUUAAUGAAUCAGUUCAAUCUUCACAGAAUGCUAUACCAGCACCGCCAGCAAGCUUUAAACUGAGGGAGGAUAAUAUGUCAGGAAGCUCAAUUAAAGCUCCGAGGUCAUUUUUCUCGCUAUCAACAUUUCGGAGCAAAGGAAGUGACUCAAAACCUCGAUGA
Messenger RNA from Striga hermonthica, 4383 nucleotides. Lineage: Eukaryota; Viridiplantae; Streptophyta; Magnoliopsida; Lamiales; Orobanchaceae. The record is from the annotation of a GenBank genome assembly.